AAACAACUCAACAAUAUCUACAUUAGCAUCACAGGAGAACAUAUAUAAACAAAAUCGACGUUUCAGUUCUGAUAAGUACAAGCACAAUGACAGGUCGCGUUUUCCAAAGUUUGGUUACCUUUAGUUUAUGCUUUUUGGGUACCCUUGUGUCCACCCAAAUUUGUUACGACAACCAAUGGUUCAUAUUUAGGUCUGUAGCUACAGGUCUGGCUGUGGAUGCCCGGGAUCCCACAGCGGUUACGCUAAAAGGUUUCGAUGGAAGUGAUUACCAGCAAUGGAAAUUUCAAUCCAGUUGGCCGGCAGGGGCCUAUUUCAUCAUCAACAAGGCUUCUGGAAACGUACUCGAGAUAGACGCUGACAAAUAUGUUACUACAGUUCCGCAGGACUGUCUCGGAGCACAACAACAAACGUGGUUUGUCUAUGGUGAUGGUCGUGUUGGAGCUUGGCAAGGGGGUGAUUUAGAGAGUGAGAAUGACUACCUGGUGGAUGGCGCUCGGUUGAGGAUUUCAGACCAAAUGAAUGCAACGGUUGUACAGUUCUUUGUAGAAGAGUAUGUGGGAGUAUAAAGUUUAAUGUUUCAGCCAUAUUUAAUUACAGAAAAAGAACUAUUGUAUUUUUUAUAAACUUUAGUAUAUAACAAUAAAAAAUAAUUAUUGUUGUACCAGAA
Zophobas morio is the source of this 667-nucleotide messenger RNA. RefSeq lists its product as uncharacterized. The transcript is spliced from 3 exons. NCBI's taxonomy places the organism in Eukaryota, Metazoa, Arthropoda, Insecta, Coleoptera, Tenebrionidae. The coding region runs from base 87 to 566 and encodes 159 amino acids. The record is from RefSeq and is a predicted model, not a curated record.